ACCCACGAGCUGAGCUCUCCAUGUCACACCUCACUUCAGGCACAGCCUCCAUGCAGGGAGCCAACCUCUCAGCAGUGACUGAAUUCAUCCUCAUCGGCUUCUCCACCUUCCCCCACCUCCAGCUGAUGUUCUUCCUGCUCUUCCUGCUCAUGUACCUGUUCACGCUGCUGGGCAACCUGCUCAUCAUGGCCACCAUCUGGAGUGAGCGCAGCCUCCACAACCCCAUUGAGCGCCAGCCUCCACAACCCAUGUACCUCUUCCUGUGCGCCCUCUCCAUCUCUGAGACCCUCUACACCUUUGCCAUCAUCCCGCGCAUGCUGGCCGAUCUGCUCUCCACCCACCGCUCCAUCUCCUUCAUGGCCUGUGCCAACCAGAUGUUCUUCUCCUUCACGUUCGGCUUCACCCACUCCUUCCUGCUCACUGUCAUGGGCUACGACCGCUACGUGGCCAUCUGCCACCCCCUGCACUACAACGUGCUCAUGAGUCCCCGUGGCUGUGCCUGUCUGGUGGCCUGGUCUUGGAUUGGAGGCUUAGUCAUGGUGGUGGUGACAUCAGCCAUUUUCCAGCUCACCUUCUGUGGACCCAAUGAGGUCCAGCAUUUUGCUUGUCAUGUGCCUCCACUAUUGAAGUUGGCCUGUGGAACUGAUGUACAGGUAGUGGCCAAGGGCGUGGGCCUGAUGUGUAUCAUGGCCCUGCUGGGAUGCUGUCUCCUCAUCCUCCUCUCUUACGCCUUCAUUGUGGCCACCAUCUUGAGGAUCCCCUCUGCUGAGGGCCGGCACAAGGCCUUCUCCACCUGUGCGUCCCACCUCACCGUGGUGGUCGUGCACUAUGGCUUCGCCUCUGUCAUCUACCUCAAGCCCAAGAUUCCCCAGUCUCUGGAAGGAGACACGCUGAUGGGCAUCACCUACACGGUCCUCACUCCCUUCCUCAGCCCCAUCAUCUUCAGUCUCAGGAGCAAGGAGCUGACGAAUGCCAUGAGGAAGACCUUCCUCAACAAGCUCUACCCAGAAUAA
Molecule: messenger RNA, 1013 nt
Organism: Vicugna pacos (alpaca)
Lineage: Eukaryota; Metazoa; Chordata; Mammalia; Artiodactyla; Camelidae
Source: RefSeq, a predicted model, not a curated record